AUGGAUAAACAGUUCGCUAUCAAGAUGGAAAACAUCAAGAAUACCACCCUUUCGAAUUUUUUCACAUCGCCGUGGGCAUCUUUAAAUGAAACGUCUUUCGAUUGGCAAAUAUCAGACUUCGACAAACGAGCGCAAGGAAUACCAGCGACAUUUCGAUUAGAAAAGCUCUUGAUGAUCAGUCUUCUGGUUGUUCAAUGUGCUCUCCUUCAUCCUAAAUUCAAAGAUUCCUCCUCUGCUCGACUCACCCGACUUUCUUUGGGCCCACUGAUCAUUGGAUGGGCGGUGCUUUAUCCCUUCCGUCUGCCGGUCGUCCCAUUCAAAGAACGAGAGGUCCUGGAUGGAUUUCUGGCCGUAAUGAUGGUUUUUAAAUCAAUCGAAUGGACUUUCGCUGCAGGGCCAUACCACAUGCGUGGUUUGAAAACUGGCAAGGGUGGCCCGGUUUGGGAGAAAGACUCGGCAGCCAAGCCUUCUCUUGAAGACCCAGAGUCAGGUUUGGGUGAUUUGGCCUUGUGGACGGCAUUGCUCUUUACCUCUCAGCGUGGAUUGAGAUGGUCCUGGGGACCGGUGGGUAAAGGCAAUGAAAGUUCCUUCAUGCAAGCACUCUUGGAAUUGGCCCGGCUUCAAAUGAUUCUCCUCCCAUGUUUAGGAUUCGUGCUCUACUCUCAAGAUUUCACCACAUACACAUCCGACCCACGAAGCGCACUUGUUAGAUUAGGCAUGCCUUCGUUUCGAGGUCUUGGGCUCUUAGCAUGCGCCUUCCAUUCGGCCUGCACGAUGCUUGUAGUCAGCUGCUCACUGGAGAUGUUCACCGCGGUCCCAGUGCUCUUGACUUAUCCCUUCUACCCAAUCGCCAAACAAAGCGGCCUUUCACCCAAGCUGUACGAGCUGCUCAACCCAGCUAAUUAUCCUCCUCAGUUUGGCCCCCUGUUCGAUUGCUCUUCAUUGGCCAAUUUCUGGGGCAAGUCUUGGCACCAGAAGUGUCGCCGUGCCUUUCUCUUCUGUGGCGGCAAGCCGGCAAUGGCUCUGGCUAAGGCCUUCGGUGGAUCGAAGAAUGUUCAGAAAGCUUGCGGCGCGAUGGGCGUCUUUGCGCUCAGUGGCCUUCUCCAUGAAUAUCCCUUGUACGCUUACCAACGCGAGCCCCAUCCAUAUCCUCGACAACUAUUCAAGACCUUCCCUGCAAGUUUCCUGUUCUUCUUUGUCCAAUCAUUCGGCGUGAUUCUCGAGCCAUUUAUCAUCCCCUACAUCCCCAAAAGGUUGGGCGGGCCGAAGCUUUGGACGAUUUCCUUCUUAUUCCUCACCGCUCCACUCUUCACGAAAGACGCAUGUCGUCCAGCUGGACUGUUCGACCAAUACCGCCGUCCUGAACAAUGGACCUGGCUUGACUUCCUCAUCCCUCCUCCCCUUGCUAUCAAACUUUUAGCUCACAAAUAACUAGUCCUUCCCAUAGUCUGUCGUCCAUCAUCAAUUGUAUUCCUCCUCCUCACUUCCAUUCGGGAUUGUGCAGGGCCCAUCCAACUCAUUGUCGCCCUGUCAACUGCUGAGUGUAACAUAUCAAGUAGCACAUUUUAUUGUAAUAUGAUGGAUAGAUGAACAAAGUAAGCAAUUGAUACAAUGAAAAUCGAAAACACGAGAUCCU
This is a messenger RNA of Puccinia graminis f. sp. tritici CRL 75-36-700-3, 1636 nucleotides long. RefSeq lists its product as uncharacterized. The record is from RefSeq and is a predicted model, not a curated record. The transcript has 3 exons. Lineage: Eukaryota; Fungi; Basidiomycota; Pucciniomycetes; Pucciniales; Pucciniaceae. Gene Ontology annotation, biological process: lipid metabolic process. The coding region runs from base 1 to 1431 and encodes 476 amino acids.